Molecule: messenger RNA, 1351 nt
Organism: Neoarius graeffei (lesser salmon catfish)
Lineage: Eukaryota; Metazoa; Chordata; Actinopteri; Siluriformes; Ariidae
Gene: snrpa
Product: small nuclear ribonucleoprotein polypeptide A
Exons: 7
Coding region: 91-927 (278 amino acids)
Biological process (GO): mRNA splicing, via spliceosome
Cellular component (GO): U1 snRNP
Molecular function (GO): U1 snRNA binding
Source: RefSeq, a predicted model, not a curated record
AAGAAAAGGCGGAACUUCCGAGAACUGUUGGAGUGUGUUCCUGUUUUAGCGACUCACAAACGUUGGUGCUGUUUUUGUUAGCUGCUAGCUAUGUCUGGCCAGGAGUUGCGCCUAAACCACACAAUUUACAUCAACAACCUGAAUGAAAAAAUAAAAAAAGAUGAGCUGAAAAAGUCUCUUUACGCCAUUUUCUCACAGUUUGGCCAAAUCCUGGAUAUCCUCGUUUCCCGGACGGUCAAAAUGCGAGGGCAGGCCUUUGUAAUCUUCAAAGAGGUCAACAGUGCCUCCAACGCUCUGAGAUCUAUGCAGGGCUUUCCUUUUUAUGAUAAACCCAUGCGUAUUCAGUAUGCCAAGCAAGACUCAGACAUUAUCGCCAAGAUGAAGGGUACGUAUGUGGAGCGGGAUCGCAAGAAGGAGAAGAAGAAGCCUAAAGCUGCGGAGUCAGGAGGGUCAAAGAAGGGUGCUGCUGCUGGCAUGGCUGGAGUUCCUGCUGCUAUGCCUGGAAUGCCUCCUAUGAGUCAAGCUCCUCGUAUGAUGCCAAUGCCAGGUCAGCCUCCUUACAUGCCACCUCCUGGUAUGAUGCCACCCCCAGGUAUGGGCCCUGGACAGAUGCCACCAGGUGCCAUGCCUCCAGGUCAGAUGAUGCCUGGGCAAAUGCCAGGACAGAUGCCUCAGCAGGUCUCCGAGAACCCGCCUAAUCACAUCCUGUUCCUCACCAACCUGCCAGAGGAGACCAAUGAGCUCAUGCUCUCCAUGCUAUUUAAUCAGUUCCCAGGGUUCAAAGAGGUGCGUCUUGUUCCGGGUCGUCACGACAUUGCCUUCGUGGAGUUUGAUAAUGAAGUGCAGGCUGGUGCAGCCAGGGAAGCAUUACAGGGUUUCAAGAUCACGCAGACUAACGCAAUGAAGAUCUCGUUCGCAAAGAAAUAACCAACCAGCCAACCUCCUACAUGACGUGCGGUUCCACAGGAAAGUGUAUACAGGAGUGUUCUGCACUGUACAUCCCUUUUAAUCAGUUAUCUGUGAGAGGAAGGCCAGUCACCAUCUACUGUGUACCUGGACCUGUGGUCAGGAGGUAAAUCUGGUAACGUAUGAUGGCCAUGUGUUGGUUAUCUGUGAGUGCAUAUCCUGAUAAGUUUUUAACAUGCUUUCAAAUCAAUGGCAUGGUCAGGGGUAUUUUUUUUUUUUUUUUUUUUGUUCUUUAAUCCCUCCUGAAGAGGAUCAACCUGGAGAUUGUAAGUAGGGUGUUUUUGUUUAAAUCCUUGACUUUAGUUUUGAAAAGCAUUGCACCCAGGGUCUGGUCACCCAGACAUUGUACCUGGAGCUUUCCUGCUUAAAUAAAUCAUUUUUUAAA